Messenger RNA from Rhinichthys klamathensis goyatoka, 2325 nucleotides. RefSeq names its product smoothelin a (gene smtna). The transcript has 7 exons. Gene Ontology annotation, biological process: actin cytoskeleton organization. Lineage: Eukaryota; Metazoa; Chordata; Actinopteri; Cypriniformes; Leuciscidae. The coding region runs from base 483 to 1301 and encodes 272 amino acids. Gene Ontology annotation, molecular function: protein binding. The record is from RefSeq and is a predicted model, not a curated record. Gene Ontology annotation, cellular component: microtubule organizing center; filamentous actin.
AGAUAUCCUAAGCUACUGCAUGGUCAAUGUCAGCGCCGACCAACAUGGUUUUUGUUUAUGUUGAGAUGAAUGUUUGGAUUUUUGCCGUUUAAAUGUCCUUUUCCAUUUAUAUGGAUGUACACAGUCAUCAUUAUGUGUGGCUGGAAGCAGCGUGACAUUUAAUCUGUGAGAAAACAAUCACGCUAAAUUUAUUUUAUUAACGAAACCUGUUUGUUCAGAAGCCGCUCAAACCCUUUGGCUGUGACAGUUACAUCAGCGUUUAGUAGCUACAGACUAUCUUACUAGCAUCUUGGGGUGUCUUAAAUGAAUAUCCCUGUACUAGAAGUUCUCACACAAAGCUUUCAGUUAGAACAUCUCUCCCUCAUUUUUCCUUUCCAUAAACGUACUCCCUCAUUCCCACGCACACAUGGAGAUUUACACAUCUCGUAAGCUGGCUCCAUCAACACCUCCUGUUCCUCCUUCUGUCCCAGCUGUCACUAAAGAUGGAGGGGGAGAAGGGAACAUUAGAGGCAGGUAUCAAAGAGCAACCUGAACCUGAUAUGACGGGUCCACUGACAGUCGAACAGCUGGCAGCUAUAGAGGAUGAAGAGAUCCUCAAUAAUAUGCUAGAUAAGGCUGUGGAUUUCGAGGAGAGGAAAAUGAUCCGGGCUGCCAUGAGAGAGCUGCUCAAGAGAAAGAGGGAACGGCGUGAUAGGGAGCGGGCGGCCCGGAUGGAGAACCUGCGUCAGCAGGGUAGCGGAGGCAAGACAGCUGCUGGACUGAAUAAGGACCAGAAAGCCACUAAUAACCCGAGCGGCGCUCAGUUCAACGCACACAAGACGGCUCAGGCAAAAACAUUUUCAACACCAACCUCCACAAAAACUGUGAGCAGCCCUGCUCAAUCCCAUGUGGCCAGGGAUAAAAAAGUGUCGGGCGGCUCGGCAGUCGGGGGGCCAAACACUAAAGAUGUCAAACAGAUGCUGCUGGACUGGUGUCGUGUCAAGACUGAACCGUAUGAGGGUGUGAAAAUCCAAAAUUUCUCCUCUAGCUGGGCAGACGGUCUGGCGUUUUGUGCCCUGGUGCACAGGUUUUUCCCGGAGGGCUUUGAAUAUUGCACUCUCGACCCCUACGAUCGCAGGGCCAACUUUGAGAAGGCGUUCAAGACUGCAGAGAGACUAGCCGACUGUCCUCCCCUGCUGGACGUUGACGACUUGAUGCGGAUGCGAGAGCCCGACUGGAAGUGUGUGUACACGUAUAUCCAGGAGUUCUACCGCUGCCUAGUAGAGAAAGGCCUCGUCAAGACUAAAAAGAAGAUGCCAUAGAAACUUUUUUGAGCGUUUUCACUGUAAAUGACCAAAGGGCCACAACAGGCACACAACAUAGCGCACAUGUGACCUAACCUGCAGCUUUUACCUAAGAUCAGACAGAUAGUCUAUUAUGUACUCAUGCUCUUCUCUAUUUCAUAAAAGCACAUGCAGUGGACGAGGAUUAUAACCUGCGUGUUUGGCACUAGGGUGCAGCUGGGGCUCUGAAACAGCGCAUUCCAGUGAGAUUACACAUGCAUUAAUCUCAGUCUAUGCUUAGAGAUUGUGUGAAAGUGUGUGUGUGUGAGUGUGUGUGUAUACGCAGAAGGCUUUUUAUGGUACUGCUACUCCCGGUUUUGAACGCACUCCAGCACAGAGACAUCAGGCUUAUAAGGGCAUGAGAUCUAAUGCACAAUUAUUCUUAACUCAGAUAAAUCGUUUGUUUAAAAAUAUAGACAGGGAACUUUUGCUAUUAUAUAAACGAGUUCAGAAAGGACAACAGAGUCCAAAGCCUCAGAACUGUCUCUUUUGUCUCCUUCAGAAUAGAAGUGUCACCUGAUUUUGCUUAUAGGGUGAAAUAUGACAGCUUGAAUGGUUUUCAUUUUCUCUCAACUUGUUCAGGAUCAAAAGUGCAUCAUACUGAGCAUUUGCUUGGUACUAGAAAAUGACCCUAGAACUGCACUAAGAGGGAUUAGGUCCAAUAAAACCUCUCACUCAGGGAUAGACAGGCACUCAAGGCCUGUAACAUGCAUGUAAGUCUUGUUUCAGAAGGCAAAUGGUAAUUUUGAAGUGCUUUUAAAAUGUCCUCAACACUUUAUUUGCUGCAUGGCUAAUGACUUAAGUGCACCAUAAAAAUAUGACAUUCUAAUAUAAUAAAACAUUAUUUAAGUAGGCUAUUAUUAGUAUCUUAAGUCAUACAAGUACAGUUGCUGUCAAUCUGUAUCACUGUUCUGGUUUGAUUAAAUUAUGGGUGUUAUUUUCCUCCCACAGUGCAUCACCAACUGUUUGCCAAGGAUUAUUAAAUGUGAUAUUCUUCCCCGUG